Quercus robur (English oak) is the source of this 1098-nucleotide messenger RNA. RefSeq lists its product as uncharacterized. Bases 1 to 1098 code for a protein of 365 amino acids. The transcript is spliced from 3 exons. Gene Ontology annotation, molecular function: RNA-DNA hybrid ribonuclease activity; nucleic acid binding. The record is from RefSeq and is a predicted model, not a curated record. Lineage: Eukaryota; Viridiplantae; Streptophyta; Magnoliopsida; Fagales; Fagaceae.
AUGAUCGCAUCCUUGGAAGAAGCAACAGUUGAUAUGUUAAUCGAUGCUGAUUCAAGGCAGUGGAACCCGAACCUGGUUGAUGGAAUUUUUGCUCCUGAAGAAGCUGCAUUAGUAAAAGAAAAAUCCCAUUGCAAGUCAGGUUGCAAGUUUCUAAAAGAGGAGGCUAAGGUGCAAACUUUGGCUGACUUAGAAUCUCAAGACAUAGGUCUAUGGAAGGGGAUUUGGGCUCUUAAGGUUCUGAAUAAUGUGAAGAAUCAUCUGUGGAGAGCCUGCCAGAAUUCACUACCAACCAAAACCAAUCUAGUACAUCACACUAUCAUUGCUAACAACAUAUGUGAUCGCUGUCAUGGUGCUGUAGAAACCGUGGCCAAUGCUCUGUGGGAAUGCCCAAAACUUGAUGUGGUUUGGAAUGAUGCAGCUUUGUGGGAUUUUCAUUUCACUUCUGAGUUCGUCGACUUCAAACACCUGGCGGCAUGGAUUAUAGCUCACCAAAAAAAUUCUGAAAUGUUUGCCAUGCUAGCUUGGGCGAUUUGGAAUCAAAGCAACAAGGAAUUCAAAUCGGUGCAACCAAUUCCUCUACCACCAGUGGUAGUUCCGCGUGCUCGUUGGAAACCACCAUCAGCGGAUUUUGUCAAAAUAAAUGUCGAUGGAGUGGUUUUCCCCGAUGAAAACAAAUCUGGCAUUGGGGUAGUUAUUCACAACCAUCAAGGACAAGUGCUAGCCUCACAAUCAUUGAAGCUUCAUCAAGCAUAUAGUCCUGGUGUUAUAGAAGCUAUGGUUGUUCAUAGUGGGAUCACAAUAGCUUCGAACAUUGGAUUCCACAAAGCUGUGGUGGAAGGUUACUCAAAGGUUUCCAUGACAGUACUGCAACAAGGGAGGGAGAUUUUAACACCAGAUGGUUUGUUGAUUGAAGAUAUUCGCCUUAGCUCUACGCUUUUCACUCAAUUACACUACUCUCACACUAAGAGGGAGGAUAAUAAGGUUACUCAUAGUCUAGCUAGAUAUGUUUUACAUGUAUCUGACGCUAUUGUUUGGAUGGAAGAUGUUCCACCACAAGUUGUCUCUGUUUUACGGGCUGAUUUAGCCAACAUUCAUUAA